Molecule: messenger RNA, 1502 nt
Organism: Pygocentrus nattereri (red-bellied piranha)
Lineage: Eukaryota; Metazoa; Chordata; Actinopteri; Characiformes; Serrasalmidae
Product: macrophage mannose receptor 1-like
Exons: 6
Coding region: 25-1188 (387 amino acids)
Source: RefSeq, a predicted model, not a curated record
AAAACAAAGACUAAACACCCAGAAAUGGAUCAGACAUGGGUCUCCAUCAUCUUGUUUUCCUCAGCUGUCUGUGGCGUAUCUGCAUACGUUCCUCAUCAGUAUGUCUUUGUGAAAGAGAGUAAAACCUGGGCUGAAGCUCAGAGCUACUGCAGACAGACCUACACUGACCUGGCCACCAUCAACAACAUGGAGGAGAUGAAGAAGCUCAAUUCUACUCUAAACACACUGAAAAAUGCACCCAAAAGCUCUGUUUGGAUCGGCCUGGACAGCGGGAAUGAUGAGAAAUGGCUGUGGUCUCUUGCAGAUGGAAAUUUCUACAGAGAUGGAGACACGUACAGAAACUGGUGGAGUGGAGAACCUAACAAUGGGGGGGGCAAAAAGGACGAGUACUGUGUUGCGAUGUUUAAAGAUCGUGGAGACUGGUUUGAUGAUCAGUGUGAAGCAUCAUACUAUUUUGUGUGCUACAACGAAAAGAAGACGAGCACUGAAAGAUACGUGUUCAUUAAUGAGACAAAGAUCUGGCACGAUGCUCAGAGCUACUGCAGAGAACGUCACACAGACCUGGUCAGUGUGAGGAACCAGACGGAGAACCAGCUAAUUUUUAAUUUGUCAAAAAUCAACUCAAAUGUUCACAUUUGGAUCGGCCUGUUCAACGACUCCUGGCAGUGGUCAGAUCAGAGUGACUCCUCAUUCAGAUACUGGAUGUCUGGUCCAGAGAAUUAUGGUCAAGGUGCAAUGUGUGCUGCAGUGUCGCUGACUGAGAAGGGUCAGUGGAAAAAUGAGCAGUGCAACAACCAGCUCCCGUUCAUCUGUCAUAAGAAUAAGCUGAUCUUGAUCAAGGAGAAUCUGACCUGGAGAGAAGCUCUGAGUUACUGCAAGAUGAAGCAUGUGGAUCUGGUCUCAGUUCACUCUGAGGAGAUCCAGCUCUGGGUGAAGGAGAUGACACAGUAUGCUUCCACUGAACAUGUGUGGCUGGGUCUGCGUCACACCUGCACCCUCAGCUUCUGGUUCUGGGUGAGUGGAGAGUCUAUCUGCUACCAGAACUGGGCCCCAGGUAACGGGACAGGAGGAGAAGACUGCAGCCCUGUAGAGAGAAACGGAGCGGUGCAGGCUAGAGGAGGUCAGCAGUGGGUCAGCCUGCCUGAGGACCACAAACUCAACUUCAUCUGCCUCACCUAUGAAGACUGAAUGAAGACCAAAGACUGAAACCAGGUGGUUCGUCUUCCAGAACCACCACCAGCAGAUCUACAGUUUUAUACUUUUAAUUUGCUUUCCUUAACAGUGAGAGUUAUAAUGGCCUACCAACAUGCAUGUUUACUGCACUCCUGAGUGUUUGAUGGACUAAAAAAGGUAAAAUGUGCACAUCAAAAUUACAGUGGGCCUCAUUACUGAACCUCAAUCAGAAUGCAAUGAAACAGUGAACCUCAAUACUUUGUAAAAUUACUUUAAAAUUACUUUAAAAUUAGCAAUGUAUGUUUUUAUUAUCCAUAGAUAUUUUCCUA